GCCAUUCGCUAUUCAUGUAGCUCUCUCUCUCUCUUGUUGUAGUGGUAAUCCAUCCAACAAUACAAUCACCCAAAUCUGCUGCUCUAUCCGUGCUCUCUCGUCGUCGUCGCCGCCCCCGACACCGCCAUGGCCGCCGCCGCCGCCGCGUUCUGUCCUUCAUUCUUCUUCUCCCUCUCCUCCAUCACAGACUCUGAGGGCAAGAAUGAUAAUGAGAUCUCGACUUUAAACCGCUUCCGCAACCCUGGCUCCCUUCUCCUCCUCCGCCAUUGCCGAGGGACCCGGAUCUCCUGCUCAUCCACCGCUUCCGACCCCACCGGUGUCCACCACCACCAGCAAUUGAAGAGCCGGAGGCCGCCGGAGGAGAACAUCCGCGAGGAGGCGUGCCGGCGCGACGAGGCGAACGCGUCGCACGGCUUCUCGGCGUGCUACGUGCCCUUUGAUGCUCCCGCAGACACUGCGGAGACCUACUCGCUCGAUGACGUGGUGUACCGGAGUCGCUCCGGCGGUCUCCUUGACGUCCGCCACAAUCUCUCCGCCCUGAAGCGCUUCCCCGGCUCCCACUGGCGCGCCCUGUUCGACUCCCGCGUUGGCCGCACCACCUGGCCCUACGGUUCCGGCGUCUGGUCCAAGAAGGAGUUUGUCCUCCCGGAGAUCGACCCCGACCACAUUGUGUCUCUCUUUGAGGGCAACUCCAACCUCUUCUGGGCCGAGCGCCUCGGUCGCGACCACCUCGGUGGCAUGCCCGACCUCUGGGUCAAACACUGCGGCAUCUCGCACACCGGCUCCUUCAAGGACCUCGGCAUGACCGUCCUUGUCAGCCAGGUCAACCGCCUCCGCAGCGCCCCCCUCAACCGCCCCAUCGCCGGCGUCGGGUGCGCCUCCACCGGCGACACCUCCGCCGCGCUCUCCGCCUACUGCGCUGCUGCCGGCAUCCCUGCUAUCGUCUUCCUUCCCACUGACCGCAUCUCCCUCGCUCAGCUCGUCCAGCCCAUUGCUAACGGCGCCACCGUUCUCUCCAUCGACACUGACUUCGACGGUUGCAUGCGCCUCAUCCGCGAGGUUACCGCCGAACUCCCCAUCUACCUGGCCAACUCCCUCAACUCCCUCCGCCUUGAGGGUCAGAAGACUGCCGCCAUAGAAAUCCUGCAGCAGUUCGACUGGGAGGUGCCCGACUGGGUCAUCGUCCCUGGCGGCAACCUGGGCAACAUCUACGCCUUCUACAAGGGCUUCGAGAUGUGCCGCGAGCUCGAGCUGGUCGACCGCGUGCCACGCCUUGUCUGCGCACAGGCAGCCAAUGCCAAUCCCCUUUACCUCUACUACAAGUCUGGCUGGGCUGACUUCAAGCCCAUGGUGGCGGCAGACACGUUUGCCUCCGCCAUCCAAAUCGGCGACCCUGUCUCCAUUGACCGUGCUGUAUUUGCUCUCAAGGCCACGGACGGCAUCGUCGAGGAGGCCACCGAGGAGGAGCUCAUGGAUGCCAUGUCUCUUGCUGACCGCACGGGCAUGUUUGCCUGCCCACACACCGGGGUCGCUCUUGCUGCACUGUUCAAGCUAAGGGAGAGGGGGGUGAUCAAUACGAAUGACCGCACCAUAGUAGUCAGCACCGCUCAUGGGCUCAAAUUCAGCCAAUCAAAAGUGGCCUAUCACUCGAAGGAGAUAGCCAACAUGACUUGCCAGUACGCGAACCCACCCGUACAUGUGAAGGCUAAUUUCGGUGCCGUGAUGGAUGUUCUGAAGAAGAAGCUUGAAGGAAUGGGCUAAUAGUUGAUAUCCUAGUCUGCCAUGCAUUUAUAUUGGGGUGCAGAAGUGUCUGAUCCUAAGCAAAAACUAUCCCAGGUCCUUCAAUGUUCAGUUAAUAUCUUCUUUUUUCUUUUGUGUGUCUGUGUGUGUGCAUGCAUGCCCGUGGAAUGCAAUCUCACAGUAUACUGGCGGUAUGUACUGGUUCAUAUGGGAACUUGGUGGCAAACUUGUGGUAUGCUAGUUGCAUACCAUGCUGACCUGGGACUGAUUCAGGUGCUGGUACUGAAAUAAAAUCUUGGUUCCAUUUA
Musa acuminata subsp. malaccensis (wild Malaysian banana) is the source of this 2048-nucleotide messenger RNA. Its product is annotated as threonine synthase, chloroplastic-like. Gene Ontology annotation, biological process: L-cysteine biosynthetic process. Gene Ontology annotation, cellular component: cytoplasm. The record is from RefSeq and is a predicted model, not a curated record. Gene Ontology annotation, molecular function: pyridoxal phosphate binding; threonine synthase activity. NCBI's taxonomy places the organism in Eukaryota, Viridiplantae, Streptophyta, Magnoliopsida, Zingiberales, Musaceae.